This is a messenger RNA of Stegastes partitus (bicolor damselfish), 531 nucleotides long. Its product is annotated as UDP-glucuronosyltransferase 2B20-like. The transcript has a single exon. Gene Ontology annotation, molecular function: glucuronosyltransferase activity. Lineage: Eukaryota; Metazoa; Chordata; Actinopteri; Pomacentridae. The record is from RefSeq and is a predicted model, not a curated record. The annotation marks the transcript as partial.
CCAACAGCCACCAUGGACCUGCGUCUCUCUGCUCGUGUCCUGCUGGUACUUUGUGUGACAUGGAGCGUAAAUGGAGGGAACAUUUUGGUGUGGUACACUGAAGGCAGCCACUGGAUUAACAUGAAGCCUGUGCUGAACACGCUGAUCGACAGAGGACACCAGGUGACUGUCCUGGUCCCAAGCUCAUCCUUAUUCAUGAACACCAGUGAACCCUCACGUUUUCGCUACGAACCCUUCAACGUCGAUGUUUCAAUGGAGGCCAUGGAGGAAUUUAUGAACAAGUUCCUUGAAUUCUCCAUGUACGAGAUGGAUCAUAUGAGCUACCUGCAGAUGUACAUCAGAGUAGCAGAGCUAAUGGGGACUGACAUACAGUAUUCAUUAAAGGUAUUGGACGGUGUGCUGAAAUCAGAAACCCUCAUGAAGAAGCUGAAGGAGGGAAAUUAUGACCUCCUCCUGUCUGACCCCAUUUACCCCGGCAGUGACUUGGUAGCAGACAUUUUGGGCAUCCCCCUUGUCUACUCCUUGCGCUUU